AUGGCGCACGAUGACGACGGAACGUUGGGUGUAUGGUGCAAGACGAUGUGCUAUACUUUCUCACGGGCAGAGAUCGGUGAAACGACUUCCCUGGCGUGCUGGCGAACCGAGCUCCAACGUUUAUCAGGGAUCGAGCCCAGUGCGCAGCACCUGUGCUGGAUUUUCUGGUGCGAUGCUCUGGAUAUGCCUUUGAAAGUCGGCACAGAAGUGCGUGCAGACGGCGGUCAUAGCGUCGAAGAGCUGCUCCCAGUCCUAGGCGCGCUGGCAGAGUCGCACGCUGAACUAGCGCGUCGCACCCGAGGACCUUUUCGCUCCUGCCUGUUGCUGCUUAAACGCGGAGAAUCAGCGACAAAGUGUCUCACAUUCCUGUUCCGCAUACUGCAACACUGGGUGCAAGCCAGCCGCCUUGACGCUCAGAAAGUCGAAGCUGCCCGAGCUAGCGGCGUUGUACCAGUGCAGCGCUUUGAACAGUCGGCAGAAAGCCAUUUUUCUCAAUUAGCACGCUCCCAAACUGAACCCGGUAUUGGGGUCGAUAACCAGCCGGCAGCAGGGGAUGCUCUUCCGUUGGCGGACAUCUGCUUUACUGCGGCUGUUGUACGAGAGGCACUGCACUGGUUCAAGCGAGAACACUUCCAGUGGGUGGACAGCCCGCCCUGUGAGCACUGUGGAAUACGCACACUUCGCUUGAAAGGCGUAGACCUGCCGGCCGCCAGUGAAGCUUUGCAUGCAGCUGAGCGCGUAGAGGUCUACGAGUGUCCCACGGACGAGCGAGGUUGCGGGGCGCUCGUACGCUUUCCCCGGUACAAUGACGCGCUGUUUUUACUUACCGAAAGCCGACGCGGCCGAUGCGGAGAAUGGGCCCAGGCGUUUGCGUUAGCCCUCUGUGCGUGCUCGGUGCCUCGUGUUCGACUCGUCUUCGACUUUGAAGAUCAUAUUUGGACAGAGUUUUGGAGCGAAUCGAGGGAGACCUGGAUCCAUGCAGACCCCUGCGAGGAAGCCCUUGACCAGCCUCAUCUUUACAGUUGUGGUUGGGGUAAAGCGCUCAGUUGGGUCAUUGCGAUCGAGGUAGGCCUACGGACGUGUCAUCUGGAAGACCGCAGUCGCGUCUACGUGCCACGCGCACACUGGCCCGCCAUGGAAGAACGCCAGGCGCGCACUGCUGGCGACAUCGAUGCCGCGUCGGGACUCUUGCGGAUGCUCGCUACGCUCUCGGGUGGUAAGCAAUACUAUAGUGAGACAGCGUUAGCUGCUGAGGAGCACGCCUCUGAAUCGGAGGGAUCCACGCUAGAGCCAGGACAGCAUCUGCAACCUCGACAGUCGGGAGCUCCAGCGUGGAUCGCAUCGCGAGGUGAAAACGGGCCAGCUAUCGCGAAGCGAUAA
Molecule: messenger RNA, 1380 nt
Organism: Cyanidioschyzon merolae strain 10D
Lineage: Eukaryota; Rhodophyta; Bangiophyceae; Cyanidiales; Cyanidiaceae
Product: probable de-N-glycosylation enzyme Png1p
Exons: 1
Coding region: 1-1380 (459 amino acids)
Biological process (GO): glycoprotein catabolic process; protein quality control for misfolded or incompletely synthesized proteins; protein deglycosylation
Cellular component (GO): nucleus; cytosol
Molecular function (GO): peptide-N4-(N-acetyl-beta-glucosaminyl)asparagine amidase activity
Source: RefSeq, a predicted model, not a curated record